Molecule: messenger RNA, 1995 nt
Organism: Xylaria bambusicola
Lineage: Eukaryota; Fungi; Ascomycota; Sordariomycetes; Xylariales; Xylariaceae
Product: homeobox domain-containing protein
Exons: 3
Coding region: 645-1871 (408 amino acids)
Biological process (GO): regulation of DNA-templated transcription
Molecular function (GO): DNA binding
Source: RefSeq, a predicted model, not a curated record
CAUGGUUUCCGACUACUUCUGGCUUAGUUAGACUCAGUGUGCGUACAUCUACACUCUAUAUGUAUAAAGAGAACUUCAACUUAAGCCUCCCCUCCCCUCCCCUCAUGGCCAUUCAUGUACCUACUACACCGGCGUGCUCCUUCCACUUCUUUGACUUCUCCCAAGACGCUCUUUUGAACCUUGAAGUUCAAGUACUUGUGUGAUAAGAAUUGAAUUGUAUAUAUAUAUAGAACUAUUGGACCGUCCCACCGAAUUCGCCUUCUUUCCGAAACCAGGGUUUUAUAACACUAACACUGCUACUAAAUUCUCAACGAGGCGUUGGAUAUAUCGUUCUCUUUCCUUGGGCGUGGAUCGACCCGUCGCUUCAUAACAAUCUAAGAGCUCAAAGUCCAUCGACUAAGCUUAGGUUUCAUUUCUAGAAUAAGGGAAAAGCCAGGCUCGGUUCUGCCCUGACCUCUGGGCCGGUCUUGCCAUAAACACGAUUAGACCGCACCUGGCUGCCACUCGCUGCUGCUGCUGCUGCAAGUCGACUUUGCUGAAGCUAGGAGGCUAAACGAUUUUUCCUGCUCCCCUUCGUUUGGAACUACGCAGCAAAUCCGAUAGCUAGGGACGGUUUCAUAUUUAUUCUCGAUCAUCAAAUAGACAUGUUUAAACUCGGCUGUCUUGUGGACGGUUCCUCUCCAAGAGAGGUGCCUUUUGAUCGGAUUCGCCCAACCCACCUGCGCAGAGAUGGACACGAGCCGGAACGAAUCACUCUGCCGCCCAUUCGCGAGGCUUUUCCUCAAAUCCUGGAAGAUGUUCCUUCUGAAUCGGCGAGAACGCCGCCAUCGGCUGUGUCGCCCGUUAAACCAUCCCCGGAGUACCUUUAUUCUCCCAAUCAGGUAAAGGGAAGACGUGCGUCUCGCGAAGAAGAGAGAGAAUUCGAUAGGGCUAGUCAAGUACCACGGUUCUAUCCCCAUUCACAAGCCGGAUCCCGUCCACAGUCACCAACUGCUUAUGGGUACUGUCCUUCAGGUCCCGCGUAUUCGAACAGCUCAAGCCCCAACUCUAGAGUAAUGGACAUCGGAAACCUAACGGCGCCUCAUGAUCAAAAGUUGGGCCACGGCACUCUGUUUGCACAAUUUCCUCCUUUGUGGUCACCUACAAGUCUCGGGCCAUGUGAACGGAGGGACGCAAGACGACUACCUCCUUUACCACCAAUGAAUUAUGAUCUUCCAGUUCGUACGCGCGGCCGCUCCAAUGAUGUGCAAACCUCUGAGCACUCCAGACCGCCCAACAUGGUCUUCGGCGGCGGCCCCUUCGCGGAAGCCGAGAACCAAGCGUACAUGCGUUUAAACCACAGCUACGGCUAUCACCAUCCGAACAGGCCCCAGUCACUCUCUGUCGGGUCGACACCCCUCGAUGGCACACAGUAUCCCCCUGGUGCCUACAUGCCGCCUUACCAAGACCAGUAUCUACACAUGAACGACAUCGCCGCGGGAACGAACGGCCAAAAUAAGGAGCGCAGACGCCGCGGCAACCUGCCCAAAGAGACUACGGACAUACUCCGUAGCUGGUUCAUGGCUCACCUGGUUCAUCCGUAUCCAACCGAGGACGAGAAACAUGAGCUAAUGAGACGGACAGACCUGCAAAUGAAUCAAAUCUCGAACUGGUUUAUCAACGCUAGACGACGACAGUUGCCGGGCAUACUGAAUGACGCACGCGCCGAGCAAGCAGCGUUGAAGGGCCGCGCGGUAGAUCCUACACUCAAGCGAGACGCGACAGGACAAGUUCCCGGAGAAAACCCGCACAGCGAUGGCGAAACGAGUUACGAGGAACUAGACGUAGAUCCAGGUCUACGGCGGCCCCGAAAGAAACGGGGAAGCAUUUAGUGGCGUUUCACGAUAUCCUAUCAACUCCUUUUUUUUCUCUAUUAUUGUUAUUAUUAUUUCGUACGGGUUGUCGAAUUAUUGCUACUACAGCGGACAUGGCGUUUUUCUAGGAUGCACACUUCUA